This is a messenger RNA of Tetranychus urticae (two-spotted spider mite), 1043 nucleotides long. RefSeq lists its product as uncharacterized. NCBI's taxonomy places the organism in Eukaryota, Metazoa, Arthropoda, Arachnida, Trombidiformes, Tetranychidae. The record is from RefSeq and is a predicted model, not a curated record.
UGAGACAAAACUAUUAUUUUUUAUAUUUAGCUUCGUUUGAAGAGAGCACUCUUGCUAAGGUUGAACUUGUUUUGAGCCAAAAUCCUAGUUCUUUGCCAAGAACCAAAACUAUUUCAAAUUUUGUCAGUUUUACUUCUGCUUUCAGGUAAAAAAAACUUGUUCUUCAGCGUGUUUGCCGUCCCAAGAAACAUAGAUAUUGAUAUUAUCGGUGUUAAAAUGGACCAACAGAAUAAUAAUUCUGAUAAAAUUAAAUUCAAAGUGAAAUUUUUCGGUCAAUAUCAUGACAUUGUCAUUGAUAGGAAUGAUGAUAAAUAUAUUUACAAAACGCAACAAUUAUUCCAACAGCUUGCGUUGAUAACUGGAAUACCAAGCAAAUAUACGAGCUACGUAAAGCUGUUUGGAGCUGAACCAGAUGAAGAAGAUUGGAGGACAUAUCAUUUGAUACGAAACGACGCACCCUUGAUCAGUGACGGUCAACCUCAUUGGCCUAUCGAAGGAGGCCUUCGUGCAUUUGAUAAUGCUGUACCUCGUUAUCAUCUCUCUUUUGAGGCUGGUUUUUGUAAUGUUAUUACCCGAAAUAUUCUUAUCUCUUACGGACUAAUACCUGAAAGCGAGGUUCCAGAAGGCGUUUGUAGCAGAUUUUUUUGUCAAUAUAAAUAUACUAAAAGUUUCUUCGACAAGAUAAAAAUGGCUAUUUAUAAUGAGGAAUUGAAUUCAAAAAUUAGGCUUUUAGAUUUUAGGACAUUGGGACUUUGGCCCUGGUUUGACGAACAUUUAAAGGUUUAUAAAGAGUUCAAUGUUGAACAGUACAUUGGUUGCCAUGCUCCUUGUUUUCAUCAAUUUGAUCGAGCAAGACGAGUUUAUGGAAUCGAAAGAUUAGCAUGUUACAAUAGAAAUCGAGGUUAAUUAUAUGAAUUUGAUUAACUAUUAGAAUCACAUAAAUGAAUGAAUUUCAAAUUAUGUAAUUCCUGUAAAAAUUCAUUCAUGAAACAUUGAAGUGAAUUUGGCUUUGAAUGAAUGCAUUAGAAAAAUCAUAACAAUAA